Fragaria vesca subsp. vesca is the source of this 501-nucleotide messenger RNA. RefSeq names its product signal recognition particle 54 kDa protein 2-like. Lineage: Eukaryota; Viridiplantae; Streptophyta; Magnoliopsida; Rosales; Rosaceae. The transcript has a single exon. The coding region runs from base 1 to 501 and encodes 166 amino acids. The record is from RefSeq and is a predicted model, not a curated record.
AUGAAUCAGGUGGCUGAAGCUACCAAACCAUAUCUUGUUAUAUAUGUUAGGGAUGGCAGUAUUGGUCAGGCUGUUUUUGAUCAAGCUCAAGCAUUUAAGGAAAGUGCUGAAGUUGGAGCUGUUGUUGUUACCAAAACGGAUGGUCAUGCAAAGGGAGGUGGUACUCUUAGUGCUGUUGCAGCAACAAAGAGUUCUGUUAUAUUUUUUGGAACAGGAGAGAAUAUGGAUGGGUUUGAAGUUUUCGAUGUUAAACCUUUUGUCAAUCAUCUGCUAGGAAUGAGUGACUUGUCUGGAUUUAUGAACAAGACUCAAGAAGUUGCUCCUAAACUUGAAAACCAGACAGAGCUUCUGCAAAAGCUUUCAGAAGGGACCUUCACGUCGAGGAUAAUGUAUGAGCAGUCUCAGAACUUGCCUUUGCCUCAGAUGGGUUUGCUUAGCCAGCUUACUUCAAUGCUUCCAGGUGCUAAGUUGAUGCCCAAAUGUAAUGAUAAGGAAAGCUAG